AUGUCUUCGCUUUUUGAAUUAUACGGACUAACUCGAAGCCAAAACCCGGAAGACAAUACUUCGGCUUACCCUGAGACUUCACGUAAGCGCGCCGCUGAGGAUGCUGAGAAGGAUACAACAAGCCUGGGCCCUACCUCGUCACAAAUCGUCUCUCUUUUGGCUCCCGUUAGAGAACUCGACUGGUCAGACCUAAUCCCCAAAGAACCGAGAACAAGCGAUGAGCGCAUAGCAGCUGAACUGCAUCGCCGCGGUGAGGCUGUAGUCCCAUGCGUGCAAUGUACACGCGGGGGCACCUGGGAUACCUGCGUGGUCUUUCCAGUAUACAAGGGGCGGUCCAUAUCGUCCUACGCGUGUUCUAAUUGCAUCUACCGCCACAAAGGAAAGCAAUGUACUCAUCGAAAGGCAUUUGAGGAUCAAGGUGGCAAGCCUUGGGAUUCCAGAAUCACCGCUCAGGUUGUAGCUCAUGGGGGUCUUCGCAAUGUCAUGUCCAAGGAAUCCCAAGAUUCUACAUUCAGUAUUGGUGAAACUUCCGCUACUGUGACCAGAAAGCGUAAAGAACGCGAGGCGAGCACGGAAAAUCAGACGCAAACGCAGACCACCCCGAAGAAGUCCAGCCUUAGCAGCUUCUCGCCCCGUGCGAGAUCUGCAUUCGAUGGCGAAUCCCUACCCUGGCCCGUAUCCCCUACUUCAUGGAAUAAUACCAGCAAACUACGUUCUAUCAUGAAGGACCUGAAAUCAUUUGCACACAUUACCGAAGUUCGAAUUGCGAAACUGGAAGCAGAGAGAAAGCGCAUGUCUUCAACGGACUACUGGAAUCAGGAAGCAGCAGAGCUCUUUUCUAAAGGGCAAUUAAAGUUGGGCAUGAAGGAGUAA
Aspergillus puulaauensis is the source of this 873-nucleotide messenger RNA. RefSeq names its product DUF3716 domain-containing protein. The transcript has 3 exons. Lineage: Eukaryota; Fungi; Ascomycota; Eurotiomycetes; Eurotiales; Aspergillaceae. Gene Ontology annotation, molecular function: copper ion binding; DNA-binding transcription factor activity; DNA binding. The record is from RefSeq and is a predicted model, not a curated record. The coding region runs from base 1 to 873 and encodes 290 amino acids. Gene Ontology annotation, biological process: regulation of DNA-templated transcription.